Knipowitschia caucasica is the source of this 276-nucleotide messenger RNA. Lineage: Eukaryota; Metazoa; Chordata; Actinopteri; Gobiiformes; Gobiidae. The record is from the annotation of a GenBank genome assembly.
AUGUGGGAUUGUGACCACCAGGGAGCAUCGGUGUGUGUGUUUGUGGGGGGGGGGUUUGUGGGGGGGGGGGUUAGGGGGGGGGGGGGGGGGGGGGGGGGGGGGGGGGGGGGGGGGUUGUGUGUGUGUGGGUGGGUUGUGUUGGGGUUUGGUUUGGUGUGGGGUGGUUGGGUUGUUUGGUUUGGUUUUGUUGUUGGUGUUUGGGGUGUGGGGGUUUGUGUUGUGUUGUGUGGGGUGGUUGUUUGUUGUGAGAUUGUGGUUGUUUUUGUUUGUAUGUAG